Molecule: messenger RNA, 756 nt
Organism: Fusarium mangiferae
Lineage: Eukaryota; Fungi; Ascomycota; Sordariomycetes; Hypocreales; Nectriaceae
Exons: 1
Coding region: 1-756 (251 amino acids)
Source: RefSeq, a predicted model, not a curated record
AUGGCGACGUCGAAUGAGGCAACUCUUGGCCUUCUUCCGCGUGCCUUACUCGGCCGCCCACGCUCCCGGCGAGUGUCAAACCGUCCAAAGCCGUUGGGGAUCGGCGAAUCCGAUGGUGGUGGUCCCGUCUUCGUGCGAGGUCCAUGGCAGGGACGAAUGAUGGGUCCAAGGAUCUGCCAAAAGUCGCCGUGUGACUCAAAGAAUCGCAAGUACUUAGCUUGCUUCCUGGACAGACAAUGUCGAACGUCGACUUGGAUGAAGAUCCGAGGAGGAUCUCGGAAUGUGCUGUUGUGCAAAGGGUCCGCAGGUCCCCUCCCUGUGUUGAACAAGGCUGCUGGAACCCCCAGGAUGGGGUUCAAACAGCGGGCCUGGAGUGCAAGCAGAUGGGCUCCGUGGAUGACUGGCCGCUGGCUAGACCCGAAACCAUUCGUCGUUCAGUUGCAUCAUCCAAGUCUUUACCCGCUGCAGCAGGGCAAAAGAACAGUGUCUGACGAUGGAACACGAGAGGAGCCAAGGUGCAAAGGACUUUGGGAAGAGAUGAAAGGGGAGAGGGGGUUUUGGAGAGUGAGGGAUUGGCAGCUAGCUUCUGUUUGGGAUGCAGUCAGCUUGAGGCUUCUCCAUCACCGGAUCAGUCGACAUACCGGUGAAUGCUCAACUCCUCAACGUGAGCGAGAUGCAGUGCUUGACCUUGGGAUCGGCGGUCGAGAGCCGGCGUGCCUUGAGGUUGUGAAGAUGAGUGAUGGCGAGGAAGGAUAA